This is a messenger RNA of Clonostachys rhizophaga, 2628 nucleotides long. NCBI's taxonomy places the organism in Eukaryota, Fungi, Ascomycota, Sordariomycetes, Hypocreales, Bionectriaceae. The record is from the annotation of a GenBank genome assembly.
AUGUCGGGCUCCGAAAUUAAUCAGGUGCUCGCUAACUCGCUGUCACCAGACGCGAACCUCCGACACGCUGCUGAGGAGCAGCUCACACAAGCGGCUUCAAACAACUUCCCACUGUACCUUGCCACCCUUGUCCAGGCCCUCGCAGAUGAGCAAGCCGAUGGUUCUAUCCGAGCCGCCGCUGGUAUCGCUCUGAAAAACGCAUUCACAGCCCGCGAUUUUGCUCGCCAGCAAGAGCUACAGGCGAAAUGGGUGCAACAAACCGAUGAGGAGACAAAAUCGAGGGUCAAGGAGUUGACACUGCAGACUCUGGCCUCGGCUAACGUCCAGGCUGGCAACGCUGCCGCCCAGGUUAUCUCCUCCAUCGCCACUAUUGAAAUUCCCCUUAACCAAUGGAAUGACCUCAUGCCCGUCCUCGUCAAGAACGUCAGCGAAGGACAACCUCACCAGAAGCAGUCCUCGCUCACCACGAUAGGAUACAUCUGCGAGAGCCAAGACAGUGCGCUGCGCCUCGCCUUGAUAGCCCACUCCAACGCUAUUUUGACCGCCGUCGUUCAGGGUGCUCGUAAGGAGGAAACCAACAACGAGGUUCGCCUGGCCGCCAUCACCGCUCUCGGCGACUCGCUCGAGUUCGUUGCCAACAACUUCAAGAAUGAGGGCGAGCGAAACUACAUCAUGCAGGUCGUUUGCGAGGCCACACAGGCCGACGACACCCGAAUCCAGCAGGGCGCUUUCGGUUGCUUGAACAGAAUCAUGGGUAUCUACUAUGAUAACAUGCGCUUCUACAUGGAGAAGGCCCUCUUUGGCCUGACCAUUCUCGGCAUGAAGAAUCCUGACGAAGAUGUUGCCAAGCUGGCCGUUGAGUUCUGGAGCACCGUGUGCGAGGAGGAAAUCGCUAUCGAAGACGAGAAUGCUUCAGUUGAGAGCUCCGACCAGAUGCGAUCGUUCUACAACUUCGCCCGUGUUGCCGCCAACGAGGUUGUUCCCGUCCUCCUGACACUCCUAACCAAGCAGGAUGAGGAUGCCACAGACGAUGAAUACAACCUUGCGAGGGCCGCCUACCAAUGCUUGCAACUCUAUUCCCAGGCCAUCACCGCCACCAUCAUCAACCCCGUGCUGCAGUUCGUUGAGGCCAACCUCAGAUCUGAGGACUGGCACAACAGGGAUGCGGCCGUCUCUGCCUUCGGCGCCAUUAUGGAAGGCCCCGAGGAAAAGGUCCUUGAGCCCAUCGUUAAGCAAGCCCUACCUAUUCUCAUCAGCAUGAUGGACGACUCGUCUCUUCAGGUCAAGGACUCUACUGCCUACACCCUUGGACGCGUGACUGAGGCUUGCUCAGAGGCCAUCGAUCCUCAGCAGCACCUGCCCACCCUCAUCGAGGCUCUGUUCAAGGGCCUCCUCAGCAGCGCCAAGAUGGCGCCAUCUUGCUGCUGGGCUCUGAUGAACCUUGCUGAGCGCUUCGCUGGCGAGUAUGGUGCACCCACCAACCCUCUGACUCCUCAUUUCAACAACGCUGUCUCCACCCUCCUCGACGUCACUGCUCGCCAGGAUGCUGAUCUUUCUGUCCGAACUGCUGCGUACGAGGUUCUGAACGUGUUCGUCCAGAGUGCUGCAGGUGAGAGCCUUCAGGCUGUUGCUGAACUCUCAAAUGUCAUCAUCAAGAGAUUAGAGGAGACCGUCCCCCUGCAGUCCCAGGUUGUCAGCGUUGAGGACAAGAUCACUCUCGAGGAGAUGCAGAACAGCUUGUGCACGGUUCUUCAGGCCAUCAUCACACGUCUCGACAAGGAAAUCGUUUCCCAGGGAGACCGUAUCAUGCAGGCCCUUCUCGGCAUUCUGAACGUGGUUGGCGGCAAGUCCAGCGUUCCAGAGGCCGUCUUUGCCACCAUCAGUGCCUUGUCUCAGGCUAUGGAGGAGGACUUCGUCAAGUACAUGGAUGCCUUCUCCAACUUCCUUUACAAUGCUCUCGCCAACCAGGAGGAACCCAGUCUCUGCUCCAUGGCUAUUGGCCUGGUCAGCGACAUCACCCGAUCCAUCGGAGAGCGCAGCCAACCUUACUGUGAUACUUUCAUGAACCACUUGCUGAACAACUUGAGGAGCUCCACUCUCAGCAAUCAGUUCAAGCCUGCCAUUCUCCAGUGUUUUGGUGAUAUUGCUGGCGCCAUCGGCGGCCACUUUGAGACUUACCUUUCAGUUGUCGCACAGGUUUUGGAGCAGGCUUCUGGUGUUACUGCUUCCCCUGAGGGUCCUUACGAAAUGUACGACUAUGUCGUUUCUCUGCGCGAGGGUAUCAUGGACGCCUGGGGUGGCAUUAUUGGUGCCAUGAAGGUCUCCUCGAAGACCCAAGCACUGCAGCCAUAUGUUCCUCUCGUCUUCAACCUCCUGCAAUUGAUUUCCAGUGACCUGAACCGCAGUGAGCCACUUAUGAGGGCUUCCAUGGGUGUCAUCGGUGACCUGGCUGAUGCCUACCCCAACGGAGAGCUCGCCGAGGCCUUCCGCCAAGAUUGGGUGACUACUCUGAUCAAGGAGACCAAGACGAACCGGGACUUCUCGUCGCGCACUAUCGAGACCGCCAGAUGGGCCCGCGAGCAAGUCAAGCGUCAGAUUGGCGGUUCCCAGAACGUCAUGGCGGCUUAA